Molecule: messenger RNA, 4130 nt
Organism: Xyrauchen texanus (razorback sucker)
Lineage: Eukaryota; Metazoa; Chordata; Actinopteri; Cypriniformes; Catostomidae
Product: diphosphoinositol polyphosphate phosphohydrolase 1-like
Exons: 5
Coding region: 173-709 (178 amino acids)
Biological process (GO): adenosine 5'-(hexahydrogen pentaphosphate) catabolic process; diphosphoinositol polyphosphate metabolic process; diadenosine hexaphosphate catabolic process
Cellular component (GO): cytoplasm; nucleus
Molecular function (GO): bis(5'-adenosyl)-hexaphosphatase activity; bis(5'-adenosyl)-pentaphosphatase activity; diphosphoinositol-polyphosphate diphosphatase activity
Source: RefSeq, a predicted model, not a curated record
CAUGUCGUAACUCGUUAAUGGCGUCUGUCUCCGAGAUGUGCUCGCCUUUAGAAAAAUGAAGCGCAGAAGAACUUCUCUCUUGUAAGAAAACGCGGGGUUUCCAUUCGCGGACUUUGUGUCGCAAGCUCCCGGUUGUUCACGUUCCGAUCUCAGUCGUGACGCUCAGCUAGAGAUGAUAAAGCUCAAGUCGAACCAGACGCGCACGUAUGAUGGAGACGGGUUCAAGAAGCGGGCCGCCUGCCUGUGCUUCAGGAACGACACCGAAGAGGAGGUGUUGUUGGUGAGUAGCAGCAGACAUCCAGAUAAAUGGAUCGUACCUGGAGGUGGAAUGGAGCCUGAGGAAGAGCCCAACAUCGCUGCAGUCCGAGAAGUUUGUGAAGAGGCUGGUGUCAAGGGCACUUUAGGAAGGCUCGUAGGAAUAUUUGAGAAUCAAGAUAGAAAACACAGAACGUAUGUGUACGUUCUCAUCGUAACCAAUGUUCUGGAAGAUUGGGAGGAUUCAGUAAAUAUUGGGAGAAAAAGGGAAUGGUUUAAAAUUGACGAUGCCAUACAAGUGUUGCAGUGUCACAAGCCUGUACAGGCCACCUACUUCACAGCAUUUCAGGAAGGUUGUCUGAACAGUAACGGGACGCCUCUAGAGGCCACGAUAGGCGGAGAACUGUCGCCCACCUACGGCAUCAAUCAAAGCUCUGUCUCUGAUAUCAGAUAACUAAUGCAAAACACCAACCCUUUGGAUGCUUCCGUCGUCGCCCUCGCUCUUGUUCUAUUCUUAUUUUGAUUCUUUAAAAAAAAAGACAUCAGUUUGCCAAUGCUUUUUGAAUGCCGGGAAAGUGGCACAAAUGUCACAAAUGUUGCUGGAAAAUUCAAAACGAUGUUUUGGAAAUGUAAUCUUUUUGCUAUCUCCUGUUUAAUUUUCAUUUCAUGCGGACUGUUGCAUGAAACCCACAUACUUUAAGUGCCCUUUAUGUGGCCCAAGUGUGAGAUUAAACCAAUGCAAGAGCUACUUUUUACUGUUGUGAUGUAAAAAUAUACACAUUGUGCGUUAGCAUGUGGCUUUCAGUAUUUUUACACAUGCAUUUUUUUUCUCUUUACAAAUGCGUUUAUAAGAGAAUAUGAAUGCGUGGAACUGUGAGAAGUUAUUAGUUUUGCAUGAGCACUGGUAUUUAUUUGUCCUAUGAGUUUGUGUGAUGCAAUGAAUUUUUAACUUGUACUUCAUGUCCAGUUUUUGCCAAAUUGUAAAUAUCGUACAGGCCUCCAAAAAAAACACAUGGGUGUAAAUGAUUUGACUACCUGAUUAGACUGUAGUGUAAUUCUAUGAUUUCACCUUUUAAUCUAGAACUUUUCCAAACAGCUGAUGUUUUAAGGAAUUUGAGGUAAUAUUGUAAACUCUGAAAUGAACCCCAAUGGUUAAGUAGACUAUUAUAUGAUUUGGUUUUAGAAAGAUUCCACAGGUUUUUUUUACUUUAUCCUGUAAUGGUUAUCUGUAGUAUUUUUGGAAUAGUUUUUUUUAAAGGGAUAGUUCACCCAAAAAUGAAAAAACUUUUGAGCAUGGCUUUCUUCUACCGAACACAAAUUAAGAUUUUUAGAAGAAUAUUUCAGCUCUGUAGGUCCUUACAACACGAGAGAAUAGUGACCAGCACUUUGAAGCUCCAAAAAGCACAUAAGGCUCAAGUGAUUAAAUCCAUGACUUUAGAAGCGAUAUGAUAGGUGUGUGUGAAAAAUAGAUAAAUACUAAAGACCUUUUUACUCUUUUGAUUUUAAGUUUUGGACCCGGUUGACUUGCAUUGUAUGGACCUACAGAGCUGAGAUAUUCUUCUAAAAGUCUUCGUUUGUGUUCAGGAGAAGAAAGAGUCAUACACAUCUAAGAUGGCAUGAGAGGGAGUAAAUUAUGAUUUUUGGAUUGAACUAUUCCUUUGUCAACAUGAAAUCAAAAUUGACCCUAAUAACUUAAUUAAUAUUCCAUGUUCAUUAAGUUCAAUCAACAGCAUUUGUGGGAUUAUAUUAAUUACCAUAAAAAAAUAUUUUGACACGGAUCAUGUUCUUUUUUUUGUUUUAAGAGAAAGUUUUAAUGUUAUAUCAAACUUUGUUGUCAUGUGGAAGUAAAGCAUGUUCACACCAUUUUAAUACGUGUAAUGUUUACAUCUUGUGGCUAUACUUUUGAAACCGUGAGAAUUUUAAUGUUUAUUGACCGGCUUCAUUUACUUCAAUUGUAAGUGUCUCACUGUUUGAAAUUGUUUUUAUCAACAUUAUGCCACAAAUGCUGUCAAUUGAGCUUAAUUUAUGCCUGGUAUUAAACCCGGAAUAUUCCUUAAUACAUGUUCCCAGCCUUACUGAGCAAAAUUCAUUAGUGUUGAAAACGCAUAUUUGUCUUCAUAGUUUUUAAAAAUAGUUUUAGACUAUUGUUGUACAUAAUGUAGCCUCUCUAAAAUCUUACCAAUAUUUAAUGCGGUAAUUGUAAUGCCAGUUAGCAUUAAUGUAAUUAACGUUCCAGCAUUAAUUAAAAUGACAAUACAUUUAAAAAAAGAAGUGUUAACAUUGGGAUACAUGGAGAUGCUCUUGACCUUCAGUCUCCACAUCCUUGUCAAAAAGCCUCCUCAAAUGUUUCGCCCAAUUCUUACAAUCAUGUUGACUAUUUUUGGCUCUAGUACCAUCUGGGACGACUCUAAAAUGAAGCAUAGUUCAGGACUAAAGAGUGAGUUGAAUAGAUAUUGAAUAGUAUAUUAUUUUUUGUUUGAUGCAAUGUGCAUGUACAAAACUGGCUUUGUCUGCACUAACUGUGUAACAGACACAGUUUUUGCAAAAAUUCUUUCAAUUAUAGGAUCUUUAGUGGAUCCCAAACAUUGCCCUAAAAGUUCAUUUUCCCAAUGUGGACAUUAUUAAUUUUGUGACAGAACCUGAUGAGGUUUUUCAUUGUUUUAACCUCUCAGUGACUCAACAUCUUCAUCCACUCAUUUAUUGCGUGACAUUAACAGAGAGCUUUCAGUCUAUAUGCACAAUUGAAAUUAAGGGCAAGCCUUGAAACAUUUUGUUUUAGCCUAUAAAAAAUGUUCAAAUGUCAUCUCUUUUCCUUGGAAACGUCAAGUGCGUCCUCAAAGCCAAACUGUACGCUUUGCAAACCUCUUGGAAAGCAGUGGUUGGCGCAAUACUGUGAAUUUUGAGCCACUGUAGUUAGCAAGAUGUUUUGGUGUCUUUUUAUUUCUCCUGUACAGAUCAAAGACAAAACUUCAAAGUUGAGCUCUUGUCGUUAUUAUGUAUAGAUAUGGUACACUUCAGAUUGCGUCCUGGAACUGCUGAGGGUUAGGCUCAUUUAAUUGACUAAACCGCAUUGUUUUUUGCUCUUCCUGGGCGUUUUAAGUGCUUUUAUGAUGCAAGAUUCUUUAAAUUAGAUUUUUUUAUUGUUAGUCUGACUGCUAAGUGAGUAAUGAUUACCUGAAAGUCUAAAGAGUAAAUGAACAGACUUGUAUCAGUGAUUUCUAAAGUUUACAUGCCUGCGAUUCAGUUUUGUUAACACUAAUGUAAUAGAUUUUACAGCUGAUUGCCAUUUAAAAUCUUUGUAGCAUGAAAUGCCUAAUCUGGACUAAUCCAGAAGUUUUCUUGAUUGGUAUAUGUGAUGGCCAUAAAAUUUUUACCUAUGUAUAGAAAGUAGAAAUGGCUGCAUCAACGUGGUCCCAAGAGUAUAGCACACAUACUGUAUUCUAUUGGUCCUUUUCAGGUUCCUUUUAGAAAACAAGGAUGUGAAAUCUGAUCUGCAGCAUUUUAAGUAUAGAGUUGAUCACGUGAAAGUAAUAUUCCUGGCUAAUAUCUCACAGAUAAAGCACCUUAAAUUGGCCCUGCUUGUGAGGUUUGACUAUGAAUGUAUAUUUUAAUAGGGUAUAUCUUUCCACAGAAAUUGAAAAGAAAAAAAAAAUGCCCAUAUUUUUUUUUUUUAAAGAUUGAAUUUGUUUUCAAUUCGGAUGUUGAAAUUAUUGAGAUCAAUAUACUCAACAGCUGUGACCCUUAUUUUGUACAGUGUACCCUUCACUUGAAUAUUUAGCUUUUUCAUUUUGGACAUUGUGAAAUCAACCAGUUUGAGAAUGUAAUAUUUAUGUGCCAACUAAUAAACACCAGUAUUUCAUCUUAAGGUUUCACUG